Molecule: messenger RNA, 602 nt
Organism: Acanthoscelides obtectus
Lineage: Eukaryota; Metazoa; Arthropoda; Insecta; Coleoptera; Chrysomelidae
Source: the annotation of a GenBank genome assembly
UCCCGCUUCUACUCUCCUUGGACGUUGCAGAAACAUUAAUUUGAUAGUUGCUUGGAAUGAUGACAGAUUCGUGUUCCACGUUCCACGAGGAAGAAAUGUGAACUUGUAAACUGGUUGACUUGCUCGUCGUACCCCACUGCAACUGCGAAAUAGGUUAGAUUUUUGAAAAAAAAUAUCACAAUAACCUUAAAAUUGUGUAUUUUUACUAUUUUUAGUAUUUUUACAUCUUGAAGCUUUUUAAUUGAGAAGUUGAGUAACUUUCAUCAACAGACUCAUAAAAAAUGAUGCGAUAUGAAGAAGAAAACGAAAAACUAGCUGAUAAAUCGGCUUGUGCAGGCGUAAGGGCAGAUCUAAAGAUGUGCUUACUCGAAAGUGAUUGUUGCAAAGUUGAAAAACGAACCCCAAGGGAAUGUUUAAAAGCAAAUACUGUACCUGUUGAAUGUCAGAUACUACGUAAUACUUUUUUUGAAUGCAAACGAUCAUUGCUGGAUGCAAGACAAAGGUUCAGAGGUAGAAAAGGUUAUUAAGGUGGAAGAUUUAUUGUAAUAUGUAAUUUAGUUGAGUUUGUGACAUUUGUUGAUUUAUAAAUUAUUUUUAACUGA